This is a messenger RNA of Ictalurus furcatus (blue catfish), 4491 nucleotides long. RefSeq names its product zinc finger protein OZF-like. The record is from RefSeq and is a predicted model, not a curated record. Gene Ontology annotation, molecular function: DNA-binding transcription factor activity; RNA polymerase II cis-regulatory region sequence-specific DNA binding. The transcript is spliced from 5 exons. Gene Ontology annotation, biological process: regulation of transcription by RNA polymerase II. Lineage: Eukaryota; Metazoa; Chordata; Actinopteri; Siluriformes; Ictaluridae. The coding region runs from base 2440 to 3669 and encodes 409 amino acids.
AGGUGUGUGAUUGUGCCCUGCAAUGCGUUAGCACCCUGUCCAGGGUGUCCUGAGUUCCCUGGGAUAAGCUCUAGGCUCCCCACAACCUUGUGUAGGAUAAGCAGUAUGGAAAAUGGAUGGACAUACACUACCGGUCAAAAGUUUAGAUGCACUCAUUCUUUAUUUUUAUUCUUUUGCUCCACAUUUUAGAAUAAUAAUAUUUCACUGCAAGUCAUCCAUUAAAAAAAAAAUGUUUUUUUUUGUAAGUAAAAUAUUAGUUUUCUAAUGAAAGAAAUGAACAUGUUGGCACGAAUAUUUUUUUUUUCUACAACAUAAAUUUUAAACAUUUAAUUAUACACCUUCAGAUCAAAAGGUUUUUAAGAUCAUGAGAAACGUUUCAGUCGAGUGUCCACAAACUUUUGACCUGUAGUGUGCAUUCCUUAAGUACUAUAAAAAUCAGGAAGUCAUUAUGAAGUAAUUAAAGAAAGGAAGUUUUCCAGUGAAGGUGAAGUAAUGUUUUGGCUUUAAAUCUGCCAACAAGUGGACCAAGCUUUUAAUCCCACUGAUAGGAGUGCAUGAGUACACACACACUAAUCAAUUUAUAACCUUAGCCUAAGAUAACAGUGACCAACCUCAGUGUGCCUGUUUGGCUCUUUGAUGGCUUUAAGUUGAACAGGGUAAAUAUAUAUGUUUUUAAAUCUCAUAUAAUGACUAUAAAGUGAAAACAACUUGGGACAAGAUGAGAAGCAUACAUCCAAUUCGGCAAUAGGUCAAGCUGUGUAAGCACAAAAUUCACAAAAUUUUAUCAUUCAAUUAGCUUUUCUCUGAGUAUAACAAAUAAACAAAUUCUCUGUCAAUUGUUUGAGUUCAACAUUUGAGGCUGAAGGUUAGACGUUGUUUUUAGAAAUGGACAUUUAUGUGGAAUCGUUUCAUAAACACCAUAGCACCAGACCACAUUUGAAUACAGCUCAGGUUUGGUUUCCCUGGUAACGAACUCGUGACUAUCGGGAUUCUCCAGCAGGUGGCGCUGUUAACAUUAACGCUGCUGCUGCUGCUGUAAACUCACCACAGAAGAAGACGAGCUCCAGUUUCAUUUCUCUGAGUAAACAGUUUGUCACUGAGGUAAUCAUCUUCACGUUCAAACAUUAGACUGGAUUUUACUGUGACUUUGAUUAAAAAUAAUAUCUCGAGUCUGUGUUUGAAUAUAUUUCGGGAUUUGGUUUGAGUAAAACCCGUGUGGUGAAGCUAAAUGUCAACAACGUACAUGCAAACUCAUUUGUGAUUUAAGGUUUGUUUUUCCCCCUUACAAAAUGUUAAAACGUACACUGCUUAGUUUAGCAGUAGCUAACGUUCAUCUCAUCUGAUAUUAAAUGUAUUUAUUAAUUCUGGACUGUAAAUCUCCAAAGAAAUAAGGAGAAACUACUAUUUUUGAGGCUACUUAUUUACUUCCUUAUGUAUAAAUUCAUUCAUUCAGUCAUUCAUUUCAAAGAUAUAUAUAUAUAUAUAUUUUAUAUAAUUGCUUGUUUAUUGAAUGUGGUACAUUUAAAUACUUUUUGUUUCAGAAACCCAAAUGCAGAAACUCGCAAACUCAAAUGGUUUAAAACCAAUAUUACAAACUGAAUUAGUAAUGUAAAGGAAUAAUUCACAUAAAGUUAAUGAAAGAAAUGAAAUAAAUUUAGCUUUCCAUUUGACUUUUUGAUGAGUAAAGUUGGGUUCUGAGUUUAUCAAGUAACAUCUUUAUGUACACCACUGACUACACUUUAACAGUCUUGUAAAUAAAAUUUUAAAAAGCCUUGUAAUAAAUAAAUAAAUAAAUAAAUAAGGCAUGUAAUAUUGAGCGCUGUUUUUAUUUAGCAUCAGGUAAACAUUUGGUGUUUCUUAUUUGUCAUAAUAAUACAACCUUCUAAAGGUUAACACUUUUAAUUUCAUGUUUGAGUGACAUGUGUCUCGUCUGAAGUGUGUGAGGUUUAUAAGUUGUGGGGAAGUUCUGUAAAAAAUGCUAACAUACAGUAUCACAUUUGUUGAAUUUAAACAUCAGUCUUUGUCUAAAGAUAAACAGCUGAGAUGAAGUACACACUCGGGCUGUCUACACCCAGAAGUGGUGUCCUAGACCUGGGAAAGGCCUUGGUUUCUGCUGCUGCUUACAACAGAGGUUGUAGCAGCUUGGUGAGUUCCUUUGGCUUGUGGGUCUGGAGUCUUGGAAGGAAUCAUGAACUAAGCAUAUUUAGCAGCACAGAAACCAUUCCAGACCACAAGAGCUCCUAAUACAUGGGCUUUUUAUGGCCUGAGGUGGAAGCUAUUCCAUGAACUAUGUGCACCUUAUUGACUGGAUCUGGUGCACUUCUUAAUCAUUAUUCAGCCUCUGCUGAACAGAGACUGUUUUUAGUAAUCCUUAAGCAAGCAGCAACCUUUCUGGCUUGAUAAUAUGCAUUUGUUUUUUCAGAAUCAUAACCAUUUAUAAUGGAAUCAGCAGAAGACCACCUGGGCUCUUUCAGACACUCUCUACACACUCCUGCUUGCUCACAGCUUUUGGGGGAUGUGCAGACAGAAAUAGAUGGAGGGACGUCAAGCUCUUUGGGAGAAAUCACCCCUGUGGACCAUCAGAAACGUGUAAAGAAGGAAGAACCUGCAGAUGAAGACUACCUCUGUGGAGGGACAUCCAGCUCUGUAGGACACAUCAAACCUGUUGACAAGCAGAAACACAUAAAGAAGGAAGAACCCGAAGAUGAAAUCAGUCUCUAUGAAGAAACAACCAUGGGACAAAUUACCCCCGUGGACCAACAGAACGAAGGAUUUCAAAGAAAGCACAUAAAAGAGGAAGAGUCUGAAGAUGAAGGCUACGUCUGUACAACUACAGUCUGCAAAAUGAACGAUGAAGUCUUCACCUGCUCCUGGUGUUCACGUUACUAUGCAUCUCAAAUGUACCUCCACAAACACAUCAGAAGAUGCCACUAUGAGCAAUAUAAAACACUGACAAAAUCAGGAGCGAUGCAAUAUGAGAAUUUGACACCUACAAGCAGCUCCAGUAUUCAGCAAACAAUCUUUGGUAGUCUGAACAGUAACACAUCUGAUCAAGUGCAGAAAGAAGUCUAUCCCUGCCCACAGUGUGGAAAGAGUUUUGCCCAACAGAGCAAUCUCCAAACACAUCAGUGCAUUCACACGGGAGAGAAGCCAUAUUGCUGCUCACAGUGUGGGAAGAGUUUUGGUCGACAGAGUACUCUCCAGCAACAUCAGCACAUUCACACAGGAGAGAAACCGUACCACUGCUCAGAGUGUGGGAAACGUUUUAUUCGACAACGUGAUCUGGAAACACACCAGCGCGUUCACACAGGAGAGCGGCCGUUUCAUUGCUCACAGUGUGGGAAGAACUUUAUAACCAAAAGGUAUCUGAAAGCACACCAGGUCAUUCACAAAGGAGAGAAGCCGUAUCACUGCUCAGAGUGUGGGAAGAGUUUUAUUCGACGGUCAAACCUCCUAAUACACUGGCGCAGUCACACAGGAGAAAAGCCAUAUUGCUGCACAGUGUGUGGGAAAAGUUUUUCCCAACAGAAUUCUCUCCAACAACACCAGCGCAUUCAUAUAGCUGAGAAGCCAAUUCAGUGUUCUCAGUGUGGACAGAGAUUUACUUAUUCAGGUGCAUUUAAAGUACACAAAUGCCCCAACAUAGAGCCAUCAACUUGUGAUGCAUGACAGACAUCAAGGAAUUUUAUUACAAAGCCAGUUUAUGCUAGUAUGAUUUGUGUGAACUAGCAAGGUGUGUGUAUAUAUAAUAUAUAUUUAAUAUAUAUAAAUUACUAAUUACUAUUAGGGGAAAUAAAUAAGUAUUAAUUGUUCCGACUUUUGUUUUUGUUAUUUAAUAUAUGUCCAGUACAUAUAUCAACUUAAAAUUUACACGUUGUACUAUACAUCUGAACAAAAUCCUAUGUAACCAUGAACAAGAAGACACAAAUCAGUAACUUAUUUAAUGAGUUAUUUUGUCUGUAUUUUUGGGGUUGUUGUCUUGAUAAAAUGUCUAUAUUCUCUCCAGAUUAAGCGUCUUUGCCAAUGACUUUGAAUUCUCCUCUAAUACAGUCAUGUGAAAAAAUAAUAUUCCAUGGAUAAAUUGUAGGCUUUUCUUUUGUUCCCCAACAUAUUUGGACAAGCAAACAUUUGAUCUUUGAAACAGUGCAUAUUAAUAAAGCUGAUAUAAAACCACAAGGAAAAUGAGCUUUUUCAAUCAUUUAUUCAACAGAAAUAUCUGUAGAAAAAGUAAGUACACCCUUGGCCUCAGAAGCUAGUAUUUCCCCCUUUAGUGGAAAUAUCUUCUUGUAGGCGUUUUGCAUAAUUGUCCACCAGGCUUGCUGGAAUUUUUGACCAGUCUUCCAUGCAAUAUUCUUUCAGUUGCAAGAUGUUUGAGGGUUUUCUUGCAUGUUCCGCCAGUUUCAAAUCCCCCACAUACCCCAACAUUUCAAUGAGAUUCAAAUCUGGGCUUUGACUAGACCAUUCCAUAACCCUCCAUUUCUUCUUUUUGAG